Cynoglossus semilaevis (tongue sole) is the source of this 2325-nucleotide messenger RNA. RefSeq names its product solute carrier family 18 member B1 (gene slc18b1). The coding region runs from base 147 to 1739 and encodes 530 amino acids. Gene Ontology annotation, molecular function: transmembrane transporter activity. The transcript has 12 exons. Gene Ontology annotation, biological process: transmembrane transport. The record is from RefSeq and is a predicted model, not a curated record. NCBI's taxonomy places the organism in Eukaryota, Metazoa, Chordata, Actinopteri, Pleuronectiformes, Cynoglossidae.
GUGAUGCAACACAUUAUAACAUUUAUAUAUUUAUAUAUUCAGGUAUUUUAUUAAUUAUCACGUCAGGGACGCUGAGCCAGUAGUUAUUUUUACAUUGCACACGCCUGUUCUAACUAAAGAGGCAUAGAAAGGAAUGAUAAACCUUUAUGUCUAUCCUAGACAUGACAGCGUUGUUUGAAUUAUUCCUUGGUUCUUUGAAUUCUCCUGAAAUCUCCAUUAAAGUCUUUUCAUCUUCCUCAAAAACUGCCUGCUCUAAAAAGAUCAAUAGGAUUCUGAGUAUUUCUGCCAGUGUAAACAAAGUGAGUAUAAAAACAAACUGUAAUUCUUCUUCUGUAGUGACACCAGAGAACAGCACUGCACCUGCAUCCACAGGGAGUUCCCUAAGAAGAAUGACCAGACGUCAAACUCUCACUCUCAUAUCUUCGGCGUCUGUCAACCUCAGUUCAAUGAUGUGCUAUUCAAUAUUAGGUCCUUUCUUUCCCACCGAGGCUGUAAAGAAAGGAGCCAGUCAAACUGACGUUGGUCUCAUUUUCGGCUGUUACGCCAUCUGCAACCUAAUUAACUCAUUAAUAAUGGGAAGAUAUAUUGUCCAGAUUGGUGCAAAGCGCAUGCUAAUAGUUGGACUUUUUGUGUCAUCAAUCUGCACCAUUGCAUUUGGAUUCCUCGACCGUGUUCCUUCAGGACCGCCAUUCAUCGCACUGUGUCUCAUAGUGAGGUCCAUCGAUGCCUUUGGAUUCGCUGCAGCCAUGACUUCCUCUUUUGCAGUGACAGCGAAAAUAUUCCCCGACAAUGUGGCAACUGUUUAUGGCUUUUUGGAGAUUUUCACAGGACUUGGUCUAAUUCUGGGGCCUCCUGUUGGAGGGUGGUUGUAUCAGUCCUUUGGAUAUGAAGUGCCGUUCAUGCUUCUGGGAUUCUUCCUGUUGAUCAUGGUGCCCUUUAACAUUUACGUCCUGCCCACCAUAGAUGCCAAUCCCUCCAAAGACUCUUUCUUGAAGCUUCUAACCAAUGUGAAAAUUGUCCUCAUCUGCUUUGUUAUUUUUACUAUGAGCGCUGGCCUGGGCUUUUUAGACACCACAUUGGCACUUUACGCAAUUGACAAGUUUGCUCUCUCUCCCGGCUACGUGGGACUCAUCGCACUGGGUUUGUCGCUGUCGUACUGCAUAGCCUCCCCACUGUUUGGUUAUUUCACUGAUAAAUAUCCCGUGAGUGUGAAGACAGUAUCAAUGUCUGUGUUAUUUCUAUAUGGGCUGUUUUCAUGUGUCUGUCUUAAUAAGGUGAUCCGCGGUUGGUUAAUGGUGACAGGAGGUGUCACAACGGCUGCUGGGUUCUGGCUACUUGGUCCGGUUCCUUUCCUUCACAUCCCCAGUCAGUUGUGGCUGCUGGUGCUCAUGCUGAGUGUAAUUGGGUUUUCAUUGGGCAUGUCGUCAAUCCCCACCUUCCCUGAGAUCAUCGCAUGUGCAUACAAACAGGGAUUUCAGGAAGGAUUAAGCACUCUGGGAAUGGUCUCUGGACUCUUUAGUGCAGUUUGGUGCCUGGGGAUGUUCUAUGGCCCAAUUGUUGGAGGUUUUAUAACACAGAACCUGAAUUUCGAGUGGGCAGCUGCGGUCCAAGGAGGCUUAACGUUUUUGGCUGCUCUUCUUCUUGCUGUGUGUUGUUUCUUUCAGAGACUUCGACAAAGCAGUCCAGAUAAUGAGAGUGGACAAGGAUGUGAACAUUAUCCACUGCUGACGUCUGAAUAAAACAACUCCUGCAGCUCCUGUCUGGACACUGAACACAUCACAUUUUAAUACUUGAAUGGAAGACCCAAUAAUGAGGCCUUAUAUGAGACCACGUGAGCCACAAGGAAAGGAUUUGGAUAAAUCCCCACCCCCUAAGAGGUUAAGAAUCAUACCAGAUCCUGAAGGAUCAGCCUGAAGAAGACAAAUGGGAUUUCAGAGGAAGCUGUGUAUCUCUGAAGGUCAAGGUCAAAUUCUCUGAUUUGCUUCACAGAUACAGCAGUAGAUACUGCAUCAUAAGACUCUGCUGGGGCAACAGAUUAAUUGCCCUUAAGCCUUCACAUUCAACAAUGCUUAUUGGACAACAGAAUUGUAUAAAUGUACUAUAAAAACCCAUGGACCUCACACAGGAAGUCCUCGGUUUGGUCCAUGGUUACAUCAUCAUCUUCCUUAAAUUAAAACGUAUGACGAAUAUGUCAGCUUUGUUUACGUUUGCCAUGCACUGGAUUGUGCUACAUUUACAUUUUUUCGUUUGUGUUGGGGGUUUUUUGGGGGAACUUUUUGCUCUUCAUUAUAACUCCACUGCGUAGAUGAGUGACAAAAGUACUUU